This is a messenger RNA of Pimephales promelas (fathead minnow), 2745 nucleotides long. RefSeq names its product calpain 1, (mu/I) large subunit a (gene capn1a). Lineage: Eukaryota; Metazoa; Chordata; Actinopteri; Cypriniformes; Leuciscidae. Gene Ontology annotation, molecular function: calcium ion binding; calcium-dependent cysteine-type endopeptidase activity. Gene Ontology annotation, cellular component: cytoplasm. Gene Ontology annotation, biological process: proteolysis. The record is from RefSeq and is a predicted model, not a curated record.
CGCCUCCUCUCUGGACUCUCACACACACACACACACUCACACACUGAAGCUCUAAAGCGUUAUCUUUCGGACGAAUAGAACUGUAUAUUUCACACAUUCCCAAUCCCAUCACAGAAGAGACAGCCCUGGACCGCAGUUGCAAGCAUGUUCACAUAUGGAGGGAUCUCAGCACAGAUCAGUGCUAACAGGCUAAAGGCGGAUGGCGUGGGCUCUUUUGAGCAGGCCUUACACUUCCAGAACCAGGAUUUUGAGGCCCUCAAACAGGAAUGUUUGGAAGGGGGCUACCUGUUUGAAGACCCCUGCUUUCCAGCCGAACCGCCCUCGCUCGGCUUCAAAGAACUCGCUCCACAUUCCUCCAAAACCCAAGAUGUGGAGUGGAUGCGCCCUACGGAGCUCUGUGAUGAUCCUCAGUUCAUUGUGGGAGGAGCUUCGCGGACCGACAUCUGUCAGGGAGCUCUGGGUGACUGCUGGCUCCUCGCUGCUAUAGGUUCUCUGACUCUGAAUGAAAAACUCCUCCACAGGGUCGUACCUCUAGGCCAGAGCUUUCAGGAUGACUAUGCUGGAAUUUUCCACUUUCAGUUCUGGCAGUUUGGCGAGUGGGUCGACGUUGUGAUUGACGAUCGACUCCCGGUCAAAGACGGGGAGCUCAUGUUUGUCCAUUCAGCAGAGGGAAAUGAGUUCUGGAGUGCCUUGGUUGAAAAGGCCUAUGCAAAGCUAAAUGGCUCCUAUGAAGCUCUCUCUGGAGGCUCCACCACUGAGGGAUUUGAGGAUUUCACCGGAGGGGUCUCAGAGAUGUACGAGCUCCGGAAAGCUCCGAGAGACCUGUACCGAAUCAUCAGCAAAGCCCUGGAGAGAGGCUCCCUGCUGGGCUGCUCUAUUGAUAUCACCAGUGCCUUUGACAUGGAAGCGGUGACGUUUAAGAAGCUGGUUAAGGGCCACGCUUACUCAGUGACUGCUCUCAAACAGGUGGAAUAUAGGGGCCGUACGGAGAGGCUUAUCCGUAUCCGUAACCCGUGGGGUCAGGUAGAAUGGACGGGGGCCUGGAGUGACAACUCUCCUGAAUGGGACGAGAUCGAUCCAUCUGAAAAGGAUGACUUGCACUUACAGAUGGAGGAUGGCGAGUUCUGGAUGUCAUUCAGCGAGUUUUUGCGGCAGUUCUCCAGGCUGGAGAUUUGUAAUCUGUCCCCUGAUGCUUUGAGUGAUGAGGACCUGAGCCACUGGAACACCAUCAAGUUUCACGGUGCCUGGCGGAGAGGAAGUACCGCAGGAGGCUGCCGAAAUCAUCCCAACACAUUUUGGAUCAAUCCACAGUAUAAGAUCACGCUGCUGGAGGAAGAUGAUGACCCGGAGGAUGAAGAAGUGGCCUGCAGCUUACUGGUGGCUUUAAUGCAGAAAGACCGCAGACGGCACCGCCACCACGGCCAGGACAUGCACACCAUCGGUUUUGCGCUCUACGAGAUUCCUGAAGAGUACGCCGGCUGUCAGAAUGUGCACCUUAAAAAGGACUUCUUCCUGACAAACUCAUCGAGCGCCCGCUCCGAGACCUUCAUCAACCUGCGCGAGGUGAGCACCCGUCUCCGCCUCCCUCCUGGGGAAUACAUCAUCGUCCCCUCCACCUUCGAACCCAGCAAAGAGGCUGAUUUUGUCCUGCGAGUCUUCACAGAGAAGCAGUCAGAGACAGAGGAGUUGGAUGAUGAUAUUUCAGCUGACCUGGAGGAUGAGGCAGAAAUUACAGAGGAUGACAUUGAUGACUCUUUCAAGUCCAUGUUUCAGCAGCUGGCUGGAGAGGAUAUGGAGAUAUCUGUCCGUGAACUCAAGACUAUUCUCAACAGAGUAGUGUCCAGACACAAGGAUCUGAAGACAGACGGCUUCAGCAUGGAGUCCUGCAGAACGAUGGUCAACCUCUUGGAUAAAGAUGGUAGUGCACGUUUGGGUUUAGUAGAGUUUCAGAUCCUCUGGAACAAAAUAAGGAAGUUGCUGGGGAUCUUCAGAGAGUUUGAUAUUGAUAAGUCAGGGACAAUGAACUCUUACGAGAUGCGUAUCGCUGUAGAAUCAGCAGGUUUUAAACUCAACAAUAGACUCAACCAGAUCCUUGUUGCCAGAUACGCUGAGAAUGAUGUCAUCGAUUUUGAUAACUUUGUUUGCUGCUUGAUCAAACUCGAGUGCAUGUUCAGAACUUUUCAGCAGUUGGACAAAGAUGGAACAGGAACGGCUGACAUGAACUUGUCUGAGUGGCUCUUUAUGACCAUGUGUGGUUGAAGUAAACCAUUUCAUUAAUGUCCAACUCCAGAACCUGCUGCAAAGUGCCUCAAUGCAACAAUCUCAUUUCCACUAUAACCUCAUUAGAAUAAAGUACUUCUAGUUUUUUAAAGAAUUUAUUAAUACAACAUAUUACAGUUACACUACAAAGGAAACCUAUCUAGUGUGAAAUGCAGAAGAGGACCUCCAUUCACCGCUUCCCUAGGACUGAUGGAAUGGCUGAGAAACAUCAUGUGCAUGGGAUAAAUAUCAAGUGAGCUUCAAGUUUUGCAUUUGUCCUAAAAGAAGACCUGCCUUUAUUUCUAAAAGAUUGUGUACUGACAGUGCCAUAGUGUACUUCAUGUUCUCCUAAAAGGUGAACUAAUGCAUCCUAUUAAAACAGCUUUAGAUGCAGAAUGCAACACUUGUGUAGACAUUGUCACUGACUUCCUAUGAUCGGAGUUUUAGAAUAAACUCUGUUGUUAAAAUUGAACUUGUUUCAUUUCA